GCCCUCGGCGGGGGGCUGCGGGGAGGCAGCCGCUCUCGGUGCCCUCGGCGGGGGGCUGUCGGGGAGGCAGCCGUCCUCGGUGCCCUCGGCGGGGGCCUGUCGGGGAGGCAGCCGCCCUCGGUGCCCGCGGCGGCGGGACAUAAGCGCGGGCCUUCCCCCCCCGGCAGCGCCGUGCCGGUGUAUGCCUUCGCCGUGUGGUGACUCCCGGCAGCGAUCCCGUAGCUGAACUCUUCGUCGUUUUCUUUUAAAAUCUUCGUGUUUCGGGGCAGCGAGGUGGCAGGCAGGGGAGCGGGGCUAGCUGGGCUUCACCUUCCGAGGCCGGGCUGGGUGCUUACGAGAGGGAUAGCUGAAGGAAAUGGCUCACCCUGCAAGUCUCUCUGCAUCUUACAGAGUUGGGUUUUGUUUAACAGGAGUAAUUACAAAUACUGGAAGAGACUCUCAUUAAGUUACUUUUUUGGGUUAGGAUCCACCAUGCUUCUGUCCCAUCCUGGACUGCUGUUUGGUUUGUGGCCCAGUGUUGCUUUUUUAAAAUGGAGUUCAGGUGCUUUUUUUCAGCUAGUGAAGGGGGGAGGGAAGAGAAAACAUAUUAACGGAAGGAAAGGUAGAUCUGUGAACUGUUGCUUAAAAGGAAGGAGAAUAUUUCAUGUGUUGCCAUGUCUGAAGAUGCUUUAUUGGAAGAGGACAUUUGGGAGUACAAGUCCAUUAGGAAGCAAAAGUGUCAGAGUAAUUCAGAGAGCAUCUCUACACCUGUGCAGAACGUAAGUGACAGCAAGUGCAGCCCAAAAAGAAAGAAAACUAGAAAUAAAAAAAAAUCCAUAGAAAAAACUGAUACGCUUCAGAAAACUGAGACGAGAUCGAGGCCAAAUCAGGAUGUAGAUCAAUGUAAAGAUGACAGCAGUGUGCACUCCCAGGAAAGCGUGAGUAGCCUGACAGAACAGAGCUCACCAAAUGCAAAGCCUAUUCAUGAUGGAUACUGUCCGAGCUGCCAGAUGCCUUUCUCUUUGCUAUUGGUCCAGACACCUCGAUGGCACGUUGCUGAAUGUUUGGAUACUCCAGGAUCCAUUGAAAAAGAGUGUCCUGAUGGUUUACUGUGCAAUUCCACCAUUCCAUCCCACUACAAGCGUUACAGCCAUUUUCUACUUGCAGCAAGCAGGGCAGGAGAUUAUCUCAUAAACUCUUCAGCAAACACUUUGGAGAGAAAGAUGACAUGUUCUACUGCUGCAAAGCCCAGCUGUUCCCCAAGUCAUGUAGAGGAAAUCUCACAGAAUAAGAAACCAUCUAAUAAUGUAACAAAUGUCCCGAGUGAUGAUUGUACAUUGAUGGCACAGAGAUCACCGCAAAUGAAGUCUCUAAAUAUAAUCAGUGAAAGUACUUCCUCUUUUGCAGAUAUUCAAAAGCAUCAACAGACAUUUCAGCUUACACAGACCACAGAUGAUAGUUGUAAAUUUGAGUUUUAUGACUUUGCAUCUUCUCAAGAAAGUGGAACAGGAGAAGACCUGUGUAGUCAGAAAGAUACAAAUCAGCCAAGUCUACUACAGUCAAAAGCAGACUUUAGUGACUGUGAAAUUUCUUAUUCUCCGCUUAGUACUUUUGAGGAAAGUGAAGAGGAAACUGAGGAAGAGGAGAAGAAAUUAAAAAUAUCACAAAAUAAAUCAUUCAAAGUCUGGAACUUUGAAGAUGAAGAAUCUAAUUCCGUGGUGUUUAAAACAUUUGAUGGACUUCUCUUACAGCAGAAGCCUCAGUAUGAGCAUAGCAAAAUGGGAAAUUUCAUAAUUAAAAAAAACGACUGUGAGGAAGCAAAUACAUUGAACCGUCUAAAUCAUAGUGUAAAAGCCGUUUCUCAGAGUCACAUGAACAGCAAGUUCUGUAAUUCAACAUGUGCAGACAAUCAGCAUCAGGAAGAGGUGCUAACCAGUGGAUCCUCUUUUCCUUUUAAUUGUGAGGAGGUUGAACAGCCAGAACUGAUUUCCUCUGCUGCUAAAGCAGGUAACACAGAGUCAGAAGAUGCUUGUGCUUUGGAUUCUGCAUACGUGAGUUUUACUGAGGCAUCAUCAUUGCUAGUCAGAGAAGAUGCUGGGUCUCUUCUGACACAGAAAAGUAAUGUUUUCAGGGACCAAAGUAAUAUUUUAACUGAUACAGAUAAAAUGACUGCCAAUGCAAUUGAAAAAACAGCUCUCCAGGAGAGUUUGCAGUCGGUAGUGGAGAAAGAAGGAAAUCUUAAUACAGCUGCAGUGUGCUUUCCCAGCCCAAUCUCUAAAACAGUACCAUCUCUUUCUUUAGCAAGUAUGAAUGCCAAAUCCAGUUCUGCCAAAGAACUCAAACAAAUGGACAUUGGUGUUUUCUUUGGGUUAAAACCCAAAGUAAAAGAGGAAAGCAAAGGAGAGACAUGUUUGAGUGAGGGAAAGCAGAUACCAAGUUCACUAACUCCCAAUGGAAAGAGGCCUAGACAGCAAAAAAGGAAAGCUGAAGGGUCUGUGGAAGAUGUAGAAGCAGUUACAGAAAGUUCAAGUAAAAAUGGAGCCUUUGCAGAUGUAAGUUCUGGUGGCAAACAAAGGUGGAGAAAAAAAUUUAAAGAAUUAUCUACUACAGGUGAAGGAACAAGAAAAAAACACUGCCCUUUCUACAAGAAAAUACCAGGAACUGGUUUUACAGUUGAUGCCUUCCAGUAUGGAGAAAUUGAAGGCUGCACAGCUUAUUUCCUUACUCAUUUUCACUCUGAUCACUAUUGUGGGUUAACAAAAAACUUCAUGUUUCCAAUCUACUGUAAUAAGAUAACUGGCAAUCUGGUGAAGAGCAAACUUGGAGUCAAAGAGCAGUACAUCCACAUGCUGCCGAUGGACACAGAAUGUUUAGUGAAUGGGAUCAAAGUGAUGUUGCUCGAUGCCAAUCAUUGUCCAGGUGCAACAAUGAUCCUUUUCUGUCUACCAAGUGGAAGUGUUAUUCUGCACACAGGAGACUUCAGGGCAGAUCCUUCUAUGGAGCGCUACCCUGCUUUGAUUGGUCAACAAGUCCACACCCUUUACCUUGAUACCACAUACUGUAGUCCUGAAUACACUUUUCCUUCUCAACAAGAGGUUAUCCAGUUUGCUGUCAAUACUGCCUUUGAGACAGUGACUUUAAACCCGCGUACUCUAGUCGUCUGUGGCACCUACUCCAUUGGAAAAGAAAAAGUUUUUUUAGCAAUUGCUGAAGUCCUGGGCUCAAAAGCAAGUAUGUCCCGUGAUAAGUACAAAACACUGCAGUGCUUGGAGUCAGCAGCUGUUAAUUCCCUCAUCAGUGUGGACUGGGAUGGUACUUUGCUUCACGUUCUUCCCAUGAUGCAGAUUAAUUUUAAGGCCUUGCAAGUUCACUUGAAUAAGUUUUCUGAGAAUUUUGAUCAAGUUCUGGCUUUCAAACCUACUGGGUGGACCUACUCUGAUUCAUGCCUUUCUCUGGUGGAUAUCAAACCUCAGACAAGAGGAAAGAUCACCAUAUAUGGUAUAAGAGUGGGAUUCCUUACAGUGAACACAGCAGUUACCUGGAAAUGAAGCGUUUUGUUCAAUGGUUGAAGCCACAGAAAAUCAUCCCCACUGUAAAUGUUGGUGACUGGAGAGCCAGAAGCUUAAUGGAGAAGCAUUUUAGAGACUGGAUGAUUGAGGGCAGUAGACAUAAAUAAAUAUAAGGAAGAAUAUAUAUUUCAAAGGAGGUAGGCUGGAGUGGGAAUUGUGAGUUUUAUUUAACUCAUUUUUCCACGGAGCUUUCUUUAGGGAGGACUAAGCUGCCAUUCUCCUGAGAAAGCUGAAUUUGGGGGCAGGGGGGCGGAGGGGAAAGGCACCUUGCUUCCUCCUGUACCUACUACUUAUUUUUCCCAUAAAUUAAUAACUUUUAUCCCAAAUGCAUAUUUCUGGUUAUUUUUAUUUACUCCUUUUUCUCCAUUCUUAAUUUUCCUAACAUUAUGGAGAUGCCCAGAUGUAUAAUGCUGGGGAAGAAACUGCCUCUGGGUUAAUCAUUUCUGAAAAGAAGUUAUUGUAAUAAGUGAGAUGGUAUUAAGCGUAUGUCACAUGCUGUCAAUUCAGGCUUCAGAGAAGCUCGUUUCAUGAGACAGAACUGGCUAUUGUGAUUCAGAUCUUGUAAACAGAGUUUACCUUGUGAGAGAGGAUUGGCUCAGGCUCUUGCAGCAGAUGCACUUCUGAGAAUGAUUUUUAUAAAAGACAAUGCUACCUACUUUUCACUCAAGAUUUUCUGAAUUUUUUUUUUAAAUAAAGAACCUACAUGAAGCUUGUGUGUUCUUUCUGAGCAAAAUGUGUGUCUUUUCAGUACCAUAGUUGUUAAUCUGAGAAACCUGUCUGUAGUAUCUUUGGUGAAUGUUCUGUAUAUGUUGAUUGUAUAAGAUUGCUUCACCAUCCUGGUAGUGCAAAUUCUCAAAAUGUGGUCAAAGCACAGAAGUGGUUCCUCUCCAUGUAGUCCCCUACAGUGCAUUUGGGUUUGCAGGUUUGUUACAUGAAUUCUGGAAAAACAAGAAAGGCAAAUGUUGGUACUGGCAGCAGAAAGGUAAGUUUCACUUUGCAUUUUUUUCCCCUGAAUCCUACCAGAUUAUCAGUGCUGCUUUUCCUGUAUCUGCUUGGUAUUUGUGAUACUGAAGUGUGUGGUUGCAUGCAGGCACACUAGUAUAAUUUUAAGCACUAAAAUAAAAACUGUUCCAAACUUC
Harpia harpyja (harpy eagle) is the source of this 4687-nucleotide messenger RNA. It is a transcript of the gene DCLRE1A, whose product is annotated as DNA cross-link repair 1A. The transcript has 9 exons. Gene Ontology annotation, molecular function: 5'-3' DNA exonuclease activity; damaged DNA binding. The coding region runs from base 654 to 3527 and encodes 957 amino acids. Lineage: Eukaryota; Metazoa; Chordata; Aves; Accipitriformes; Accipitridae. The record is from RefSeq and is a predicted model, not a curated record. Gene Ontology annotation, biological process: interstrand cross-link repair; protection from non-homologous end joining at telomere; double-strand break repair via nonhomologous end joining.